This is a messenger RNA of Brassica napus (rape), 480 nucleotides long. RefSeq names its product gibberellin 2-beta-dioxygenase 1-like. The transcript is spliced from 3 exons. The record is from RefSeq and is a predicted model, not a curated record. Gene Ontology annotation, biological process: response to light stimulus; gibberellin catabolic process. NCBI's taxonomy places the organism in Eukaryota, Viridiplantae, Streptophyta, Magnoliopsida, Brassicales, Brassicaceae. The coding region runs from base 1 to 480 and encodes 159 amino acids.
AUGGGCUUAAUCACUAUUCACCAUUCCCCUCUUAUCAACAAUAAUACCAAUGGUGGCAACAAUGUGAUCGGUUUUUGGGUACACACUGAUCCUCAAAUCUUAUCUGUCUUAAGGUCUAACUACACUUCUGGUCUCCAAAUAGAUCUAACUGACGGCUCCUGGAUUUCUGUCCCUUCAGAUCCUUCCUCUUUCUUCUUCAACGUCGGCGACUCUCUCCAGGUGUUGACAAAUGGGAGGUUCAAGAGCGUGAAGCAUAGGGUUUUAGCUAACAGUAGGGUUUCUAUGAUUUACUUCGCUGGACCUUCGUUAACUCAGAGAAUCUCUCCGCCGAGUUUUCUUAUGAACAAUGAAGAAGAGUGUUUGUACAAAGAGUUCACUUGGUCUGAAUAUAAAAUCUCUGCCUACAACUGUAGAUUGUCUGAUAAUAGGCUUCAACCAUUUGAAAGGAAAGCCGUAAAUAUAUCCCUGAAUGAUUCAUAA